AUGGGGCUGCGGGUGUUCGUGCUGUGUUCGUUCGUCUGGUGUUUCGGACACGCCGCACAAUACACGCCGAUCGACGGUGUGGACGGCAACGAUUGCGCAGUCGUGCUCGAAGGAUCCAAACAUUUCAUUUACAACAGUGGAAAGGGUUCACCGCACCGCUCGGCGGCUCACAUGUGUAUCACGUACGACACGGUCAACAGAGCUUUUCUAGACGUCCAAAACCGCCACACGCUGCUGGAACCCAACGACCAAUGGGGCCCUGUGCACUUUGCUAGACUUGGAGAGUUGCUGCUGGACGUGUCACAAGUGCUCGCAAAAAUGUACGAUUUGAAUGCCGACGACGUGAGCAAAUUCUUACCUGCCAUCGACACUUCCAAGACGCUCAUCCGAAACGUGUGCCCUUCCUGUUUGACAAGGGUGGUGUGCAAACCAGGCAAGUACCGUAGGCCCGACGGGCUGUGCAACAAUGAGGAGAACCCGACGUGGGGUGCUACCAUGUCAACGUUCAACAGGCUGAUGCCGCCACGAUUUUCAGACAAGUUGUCCUCGCCCAAGUCGUCGGCUUCUGGUCAGCCUCUGCCCAUGGCCAGGGUCGUUUCCCGAACCAUUCACCCUGACGAGGGGCUACACGAGCACGCUGGCACCGUCAUGUUGGUCGCCUGGGGACAGUUUAUUGACCACGACUUGACUCUGACGGCUACUCCGUUGGACCCGGUGAACCGGAACGAACCCGAGGAAUGUUGCGGCCGUCCGGAUCACUUGAAGAACAAAUACUGCUACGAGAUCAAAAUACCGGACGACGAUAAUUUUUACAGGAACCACAACGUCAGAUGUCAGGAUUUCGUGCGAGCGUUUCCAGGCGUCAAGCCCGACUGUAAAUUGGGACCUAGGUCCCCGUUCAACCUACUCACCCCGGUGAUCGACGGCAACACCAUUUACGGAGUCGAUGAAACGUUUUCCCGGUAUCUUAGGUCUGGAUACACGGGACAGCUGAGAAUGAACCCGGCGUUCGCAAAUUUGGGGUUGAAAGAACUGUUGCCCAUGAAAUUGAACAUCCCGGACGAAGGUUGUAUCAGGUCGAAUUCUUCUCAGUACUGUUUUGAAUCAGGUGAAAUUAGAGUGAACGAACAGCUCGUUCUCGCGUGCAUCCACACGCUGAUGGCGAGAGAACACAAUCGGGUGGCUAAAGAGCUGUCACAAAUAAAUCCGCACUGGAACGACGAAAUGCUCUAUCAGGAAGCCAAAAGAAUUGCAGUGGCUGAAAUACAACACAUAACGUACAACGAAUUUCUGCCCAUACUUUUAGGCAAAGACGUGAUGGAUAAACAUAGCUUGACGAACAGAAAAAAAGGACAUUGGAACGGAUACGAUUCAAACGCGAAUCCCAAUAUAUUGGCUGCGUUUUCGGCUGCGGCCUUUCGUUUCGGCCAUUCACUGCUGCCGAAUGUCAUUGAACGCUGGAGUAAAGCUCACGGUUUUAUCGCUUCCAAGAAAUUAUCUGACUUGAUUCGUCGGCCGUUCGAUUUGUACAGGGCCGGUGCCAUAGACGAGUAUCUGAUGGGCCUCAUGAACCAAGUCGCACAGGCCAUGGACGAUUCAAUAACUCAAGAAGUGACCAACAAUUUGAUCAAAAAGCCGGGCAAAGGUUUUGGUUUCGACCUGGUGUCGUUCAACAUACAGAGAGGCAGAGACUUUGGGUUGCCCGGUUACAUGGAGUACAGACGUCACUGCGGGUUGACCGUGGCCAACAGAUUCGAAGAAAUGGCAGGAUUCAUGCCUAAUUCGACCAUACAACGUUAUCAGACGAUAUACUCAUCACCUUUCGACAUCGACUUGUGGUCUGGUGGAGUGUCGGAAAAACCGGCGCAAGGCAGUGUGGUUGGACCGACGUUCGGUUGCAUAAUUGCAUCUCAAUUCAGUCUGUUGAAGAGGGGCGAUCGGUUUUGGUACGAAUUGCCCGACCAACCGUCUUCGUUCUCACCGGAUCAGUUACAAGAGAUCAGAAACGUCCGGUUGGCGCGUUUGGUUUGCGACAAUACGGACAUCAUAGACACGGUUCAAAUGUAUCCGAUGGUGUUGUCGGAUCACGAACUGAAUCCUAGGGUCCCGUGUAGGAGUGGCGUCAUACCUAGGAUGGAUCUGAGCAAGUGGGCCGACUCGACACUGGAUACGGCUGAACCCAACACCAGACUCUCUAACGUAGAGAAAAAUCUCAAAUCCGGUAUGACGGAAGCAAAGAUACAGUUCUGCGAUGACUGCAACUCGACGACUGCGGACACCGGGAUUGGAUUGGCAGAUCCGGGAACGAGGGUGAUCACGAUCAUCGAAGCGACUGACGAGCUGGAUGGCAACGCGGUGAUGAACUCAAACGCCAUUUUUGGCGGCAACGACAAGAGGAUGAAACGGGGUGCUGAAGCCGCAUCGCUGGCCGGAAACGGGACUGUGGACGCCGACGACGACCCGUCGUUGUCUAAAGAGAUGGUGCUGGCCGGGCUGGACGUGCCCAAAGCGGCGCCAAUCAAACGGGACGUGGCCGACGGGUUGCCGGACAUGACGCAAGCCAUCAUGGAGCAGCGUGUCGACUACGAUGUGGACGAGGAAUUCCAGGCGGCCAACGGCCACGGAUUCGAAGCCCCUAGAACCAGGCCGGUGAACAAUUACCGCGGUUACAGUAGCCGCCGCCCCGAAGAACACUUGGAAGACGACGGCGAUGACUUUGACGACGGUGACCAUAAUUCGCACUACGAGUACGUGCCCAUGGAGUUCGACAACGAAGGCAACCACAGACCACUAACUUUGCCAAACUACUUGGACUCUAAGAAGCCCGUCAAGUACAACAAGUACGGUGCGUCCAAAGCACCGUCAUAUCCACGGCCGCCCGCUUUCAACAGUUACGGGAGCGGUAGCGGGAGCGGUGCUUCACAGCUGCUGCACGGCCAUGACUUCGUUCCGCUACGUGGCGGAAGUAGUGGAGGAGGCUUUGGAGGUGUAGGUGGAAGUAGUUCAGCAGCGGGAUAUUCGUAUGGUGUGGGCGGUGGUCUGCAGUCUGACGGCGAAUUUGAUGACUAUCGAGACGUACCGUCACCGUACUCCGGUCGCCCAUCGGGUGGCAGAGGUGGACCCAAGUCGUUCGUGUCGAUGACUCGAAGCAACUCGGACGAGGCUGAUGCGGGAGACGUAAUCAAUAUCGAUCACGGGCGAGGUGCGUACGACGAUGGUCCGUCACGUGAUUACCGUGGUUACUCGUCCGCGGACCACGAUUACGAGGAGGAUACGUACCGCGGUCACGGGCCCUCGAAGUCGGUACCAAAGUCGCCAUACUUCUAUCGCUCCACCGAUUACGCUCACGAACCAUCAUCGACUUCAGUCCAGUCCAGGAUACACGACGUCGACGCCGAAGGCAAGCCGCCGAAGUCGAAAGCCUACUGGAGCAUGUCGUACGUGCAGGACGUUUAG
This is a messenger RNA of Macrosiphum euphorbiae (potato aphid), 3456 nucleotides long. Lineage: Eukaryota; Metazoa; Arthropoda; Insecta; Hemiptera; Aphididae. The record is from the annotation of a GenBank genome assembly.